This is a messenger RNA of Misgurnus anguillicaudatus (oriental weatherfish), 892 nucleotides long. The record is from RefSeq and is a predicted model, not a curated record. NCBI's taxonomy places the organism in Eukaryota, Metazoa, Chordata, Actinopteri, Cypriniformes, Cobitidae.
AUGGUGUUACUGCACUCUCUGAUGCGUCAGCGGGUAUAUGCGGGGGGGAAAAACGUUAUGCAGCGGCGCGUCCGAUAUGCGCAGCUGGCACGGAUCCGGCCCACAUCCAGCCCACAUCCGCCGGGAGGAUUCAAUGCAGUUGUGGCGCGUCUGGUCGGCGCAGCUGCUCCGGAUCAGCCCCGCACCCGCAGGACGGACUGUCACAGCGUUUGCAACAGACAAGUCUGGCGCAGAGUUGGUGCAGAUCUGUAUAGUGAGUGCGACUGCUGCGUGAAUCUGCUGAUUCGAAAACGGAUCUGGCACAGAUGUAAAUGCUGUCUGGGGACACCUGAGGAGACUCGGCGGCUCAUCCACUUCAGGGCAGAUAAUGAUGUCCAAAACAACGGCCAAACAACAAUGGGAGAAUUGAGGACUCCAAAAACCGGCUCAGGGACAGACCAGGGUGAGGUCACUGUUGCUACAUGGCAGUAUUUUGGAGAUAUGCACGAGGUUUUGGGUGCCCGGCCUGCGAUGGACCCCCCUGUGGUGGUGGCAUCAUAUCAACCAGGGGCAGAGGAUCCCAUAACAAUCCUCAUGGAUAUUGUGGAGCCCUCUACUACCUCAGAGCUCUCCACCACAGCAGCAUCCUGGACCCCUGACACAGGACCCAGUAGAAUGUCAACCAGUACUCCAGCAGCAACAAGUACCACAACAUCUAGGAGGAGGUCCAAUCCUAUUAUGGAGUUCCUUACCGAGGAGGCCCUUCAGGAGAAAAGGCGCCAUGAAGAGAGUGAGGCAAAGUCACAGAGGUUUUUAGACCUCUUUGAAAGAAAAAUUGAAAAGAUGUGAUUUUACCUGUUGAAUUGCACAACUGUUUAGAUAUUGACGAAAUCUAUUUGUUUUAAUAACUAUA